AAUAGUAAAUACUAAAUACUUAUUUAAUUUGACUGUAUUCAAAAUAAGGUUUUCCGAUUUGUUAAAUGUAUUUUAUAUUACUAUUGCUACAACUUACAAGUAACACUUUUCUGUUCUUAUGAAAUGUUUUUCCAGUAAAUUCAAGUUUCAAUUGCAAUAUUAUGAACACAUAAUAUAUUAUCCCGACGUAUGUUGUUUUUGAUAGAUGAACCAUGAAUUCACUGAGAGAAUCGUCUGUUUGUUAAUGGAAGUGUCUACUUGUUUCGUUUGAAGUGUUUUCGUAACUACUUUAAUUUAACGUUUUGUAUCUUGGUGCGAUUUUGUGCGAAAAUAUGGUCGAAGAAAAUCGAACAGAUUUUGGACAAGUGGACAUCGUUGAUGAUGACAAUAUGGUCCGGUUGCCGCGACAGCGUAUUGUCGAUAUGUAUAAAAACGCUAUGUCGCGCGUUCGCGUUUUAGAAGCAAAGGCGAACGAAGCUACAAUAUGUAUUAGAUGUAACCUUUUGUGUGACAAGAGAGAGCGGACAGACCAAGAUUUUCGUAAAUUAGUUUUACGAGAAAAAUGUUUAUUAAGAAAAUUGACUAUUAAAGAACAAGAAAUACAAGAAUAUGCUGCACAAUUGACAGCCAUGCGAAAUUCUAUUCAAAGCAAUUCAAUAUCCUCACUAAAAUGUUCAUUACAAGAUCCAGCAGUAAAUCUUUUGAUUCAAAGAUUACGACAAGACCUUUGUGCAACAAAAAUUAGAUUGGAAGAAACUCAAAGCGAAUUGAAUGCCUGGAAAUUUACACCAGAUAGUAAUACUGGAAAAAGAUUGAUGGCAAAAUGUCGUUUACUGUACCAGGAAAAUGAAGAACUUGGUAAAGUAGUAAAUAGCGGCCGAGUAGCUAAGCUUGAAGGUGAAUUAGCAUUGCAAAAAAACUUGAGUGAAGAAGUUAAAAAAUCACAGUCAGAAUUGGAUGAAUUUUUACAAGACUUGGAUGAAGAUGUUGAAGGAAUGCAAAGUACAAUAUACUUCUUACAGAAUGAACUUCAGAAGUAUAAAACUUCUGUUCAAAGUACUGACAAUUCUGCAAACAAAGAAACUAAUCCAAAAUCUAUUGUUAACGGUAAUAAAAAAGAUGAUGUUAGUGCAACUGUGAUGUCUGUAAAAUCAAAAACUGAAAUACCAACUCAAUUGGUCAAAAACCUGCCAAAACCUGAUAAUAAGUCAAGUAAACACAAUAAACCAAAAGAAUCUAAGCAAUUAACUGAUGGUCAAAGUAUUAUUGCUAAAGUAAAAAAAAUACGACCAGUAAUAGCAGAAGGUACAGUCCAAAGUGAGCAAUCCCCUAAAGUACAUAAAAGUAAACACAAAUCAGAUGGAAGUAAAAAUGAAGAUAAACGAAAAAAGUCUGAAAAAAGGUCCCAUAGCAAAGGUGAAGUAGUACAUAAAAAGUCAAAAAGUGAGCUUCCCAAAAAUAUUGAAGUGAAGACUCCCGUAGAAGUAGCUAAUGGACUACCCAAUGGUUCAUAA
Rhopalosiphum maidis (corn leaf aphid) is the source of this 1514-nucleotide messenger RNA. RefSeq names its product pre-mRNA-splicing regulator female-lethal(2)D-like. The transcript has 5 exons. Lineage: Eukaryota; Metazoa; Arthropoda; Insecta; Hemiptera; Aphididae. Gene Ontology annotation, biological process: regulation of alternative mRNA splicing, via spliceosome. Gene Ontology annotation, cellular component: nucleus. The coding region runs from base 333 to 1514 and encodes 393 amino acids. The record is from RefSeq and is a predicted model, not a curated record.